AUUUUGUUUCUGUUUCUUUUUUUUCUAAAAAGUCUUGGACCAAUUGUCUUAUGCAUUAUAUAGAGCCUAGUGGACCUGCAACAAAUCAAUCAAGUAAAGAAGAGGCUGAUUCCCACUUGAUAUUUGUUGGCAAUGUUGAUUAUGCUUGCACCCCUGAAGAGGUUCAACAGCAUUUUCAGUUGUGUGGUACUGUUAACAGAGUCACCAUUCUCACUGACAGAAACGGUCAGCCAAAGGGUUUUGCUUAUGUCGAAUUCUUGGAAGUUGAGGCAGUCCAAGAAGCCUUUCGAUUGCAUGAGUCUGAGCUUCGUGGUCGUCCAAUCGAGGUUGCCGCCAAACGAACCAACGUUCCAAGGGUGAAGCAGUUCCGUCCUCCGCGACAUAAUCCCUACCAGAUGUAUCCAUAUAGCAGGCCUCACAUGCCAUCCUGAUGUUGAGGUUUGUGGACAAAGAAGCAGUCGCAGUUACCAGUGUGUCUCGGAAUGCAACUUUCUACAAUGGACCAAGCUCUACGGACUUCAUAAAUGUCCAUGACAUUUUUCUUGAAUGUGAUCAUGAUUCAAUCAUAUACCUUGGGAAGUCUGUUGAACCAACAAUAUAUGAUCUUUUGGGUGAUCAAGAGGUUUGUAAUCUGGAUUUUUCUGAAAACUUUGUAAUAUCUUCUUGGUUAUUUUUGAA
This is a messenger RNA of Zingiber officinale, 678 nucleotides long. RefSeq names its product polyadenylate-binding protein 2-like. The record is from RefSeq and is a predicted model, not a curated record. Bases 51 to 431 code for a protein of 126 amino acids. Gene Ontology annotation, molecular function: RNA binding. The transcript is spliced from 4 exons. Lineage: Eukaryota; Viridiplantae; Streptophyta; Magnoliopsida; Zingiberales; Zingiberaceae.